Messenger RNA from Dermacentor silvarum, 5360 nucleotides. Its product is annotated as syntaxin-16. Gene Ontology annotation, cellular component: endomembrane system; membrane; SNARE complex. Gene Ontology annotation, molecular function: SNAP receptor activity; SNARE binding. The record is from RefSeq and is a predicted model, not a curated record. Lineage: Eukaryota; Metazoa; Arthropoda; Arachnida; Ixodida; Ixodidae. Bases 162 to 1079 code for a protein of 305 amino acids. The transcript is spliced from 9 exons. Gene Ontology annotation, biological process: intracellular protein transport; vesicle-mediated transport; vesicle fusion.
GCACCAGUUCAAUGUCGUCUGUUUUAAAAUGGCGGCUAGAGUUUACAUAUGUAAGAGUAGCGUAGCUUGAAAUGUUUGUGUCAAACUUGUUAAGCAAAUUACUAACGUUGUAUAGGUUUCUACAGGUAACGCUCAAAACAUAGCUUUCAAUUUGCGCCAAAAUGGUGACCAGAAGUCUUACAGAAGCGUUUGUGCUGAUGCGCAAUAACGCCCUUCAAAGCAAGCAUAUCUUCGGAGAUCAUGUUCAUGAAGACACCGUGGCACUAGUUGGACGAGAUGUCGAAACUGGUAUGGGCAUUUACAAAGACGACGCGGAACCUCCUCGAUGGAUUGACGCAUUGGAAGAGGUUAACUACCAGAUGACGAAGAUCAGAGACAAAUUGAAAGAGCUGUCUGCCUUGCAUGAUCGCCACCUCAACCGACCAACAUUUGAUGAGAGUUCACUUGAAGAAGAUGAGAUCGAGCAGACAACACACCAAUUGACGCAGCUUUUCAGUCAUUGCCAGCAACUGCUGUCUGUAAUCCAGCAAGGAGUGCGGCAUGGCUCCAAUGCCAAGGAGGCUCACUUGGCACAGAAUGUGGUGCGUUCUGUGGCUGGUUCCCUCCAGUCACUCAGCACUAGCUUCCGUUCUUCUCAGACAACAUACUGCAAGAGGCUGCAAUCAAGAGAGGAGCACUCGAACAAAUUUUUCGACGUUCCAUUUUAUGUGGAAGAGACACAGCUUUCUCCAGAAAGAUUUGGAGGAGAUCAUCAGCUUCAAAUUGAAGACCAACUGUUCCUGGAAGACAACACAGAAAUGGUGCAAAUGCGAGAACGAGAGAUCAACAACAUCUUGCGGUCCAUCACAGAACUGAACACCAUUUUCAAAGACAUUGCCAACAUGGUGGCUGAGCAGGGAACUGUGCUGGAUCGCAUAGACUAUAACCUGGACACGGUGCAGACAAGGGUUCAGCAGGGCCUCCAACAGCUACAAAAGGCUGACACUUAUCAGAAGAAGAAUCAUAAAAUGAUGUGCAUCCUUGUCAUGGCAGCCUCCACCAUCAUCCUCAUUAUCCUUCUCUUUGCAUUCAAGCUGUAGACUGAAACAGUGCUGUGCUUUCCACUCAUGACCUGCAGGUGACAUCAGAGACAUCUCAGUGUAGGACAAGUCUUCAUGCACCACAACAGUGUAUGUGCUGCAUUGCUCGGGAGCAAAGGUGUUACCUGGUUCACAAUCAUGUUAUUUCUUGAAACAUAGUGAUGUGACUGAUGUAAAUGUUGACUGAAAACUAAGAAGAAUGCACUAUGUGAUGCUAACAACAUGCACAUUUGCUCUUCAUUUAUUUUAGGGGACAAAAAAAACACCUGUGAUACAGGGCACCUCCAGCUACUGGUGCUUACACUUAGCUGUGCUUGGUAGUGCGAGUAUUUUAUGCUUGUCACCAUCUUUUUCGACGAACUGUUGCUGCCAUUCAUAGAUGGGUGUUGGUCAAGUAAUAGGUAGAUUUCUUGUAUGCACAAAGCUCUUUUCUCCUUGAGGUAAUUUUGUAUACAUUUUCUUCACUUAGGUACUCCAAAGCAUGGUUUGACUUAUGUGCGUUAUCACUGAUAUUUAAGGCCAGUAUGAGCUUAUUUUAAUUAAUCAAGCUAUCUUUUUAUGUUAACUCAUAUAUCCCUAGUGCUCAACUUUUGGGAUGACUAUUUGUUUUAUGACAACACAACCAACUUCAAAAAUGGAAAAAAUAGUGGGGUAUACAACCUUGUGGGGUAACAAAUUCUGCUGUUUUCCACAAAAACUUGUACCAUCCUGCAUUCAGAAGGCUACACAAAAAAGUGGACUUGAAGGCUUGUAUUAGUUUUUACAGACCUCAGAUGUUUCUAGAAUAUUUAUGUUCUAUUAUGAACACCAGCACUUACAAAGAGCUUAGUACUAAUACCAGAAGCUAAGAAACCUUUUUGCAGUGACCAUGUCUUAGUUUGUAGUUAAUUUUUCUUUUGUUUGAUUUGUAUCACAGAGUCAUGUCUGGCAUGUUCUUUGUGCUGAAUUUUCUUUUUGGCAUUCAAAUGACGCAGCAGCAGUACUGUAAGUAUGCUGUGCAAGUUCACAGUGUCCAGGAAAUGGAGCCAUGAAUAAUUUUUUUGUUAAUAUGUGUAAAUGUCCAUUUAAAUUACCCUAGUCUUCAAAGAUCCAAGUUAUGUUUUUAUGAUUGGUUUCUUGCAUGCGUUAGUAUUUUAAAUGUGAGUGUCUGCACAGCUGUCGAAAUAAGUGUGUGCCAUCAGCGAAAAUGGAAAUGCAAACAAGAAAAAGCUGAUCAGAACGCCUGUUGCGUGGAAGUCUGACAUGCAGUCUCUGUAGCUGGUUUCUAAGCAUGGCAUAGUCCCAAAUGUAAGUUUUGGAGCUUUAAUUAAGCCACUUUGUAUUGCAAAUACAGACAGAUCUGGAAAUGCAAUGACACAUUCUAGUCAUUUUUUACUUGUUUGCAUUUUAGUUUAUGCUGAUACUAGUACACUUUUAGAUGUACAGUCGACUUCCAUUAAAUCAACCCUGAUGGGACUGUGAAAAUUAGCUGAAUAAUCCAACACGUUGAAUUAAAAGGAAAGGCAGAAAAUUGUUCAAACUUGCAGUCUCUUUAUUUCAAAAUAAUUCAUGAUCAUCUGCUGUCAUUUGAAUUUUAAAGAAUGUUUGAGAUAGCUUGUUUUCCACAACGCAAGUGUACUUAAUUAAAUGCCUAUUCAGCAUAAGCCUCAUGCAAGAACUUCUGUGGCAUUGAGUUCAGCUUCUGCUGUGCACAGACACACCUAUGUAAUAUCUCUGACAGAAACCGUGUAGCUUUUGUCAUCGCCACCAUUCAUACUGCCACUACAUGACACACAAAACAACAAUGCUAUUCAUGGAACUCCGGAUAUCCACUUCUCUGUCAGUGUUGACAAAAUAUUCAAUGGAGAUGCUAGCAAGAACAGGUAAAAAAUAAAAACGAAAUCCAUCUUCUGUGGAAAUAGCAUUCCAUUCAUGGUGUUAAUGUCUCUUUCUGUUAUUCAGAUCUGCUUGACCCAUUCUGCUCUAUUUCCUUUUUCCUCACUCUGAGUGAACCACUUGCUGCUUUGUCUAGCUCUUGCUUGUGCUGCUUGUGUAUCAGCCAAGGUCAGACCAUUCAAUGUAUGGCAUUGUUAAAGGGCCCCUAAACAACUCUGAGCUUUAGGUAAAUUCUUUAUAUAAUGCCAGCUGUGUAGCAGUCUACAAUAAACAUAAAGUCACAAGAAUUUUUCUAAAAGAUGCCGUAAUAGCAAAAUUACAGGCACUUGUUGAAUGACAACAUGGCCGCCGUGGUUUCUCGCUCGCUUUCACUACUCUUCCCAUAGGCUCCUCCUCACCACUUACUAUCAACCACUCCAUGCAGUGCUGCGAAAGCUAUGGGUCGCAUUACAUGCAAAUAAAAUUUCCUUCAUUGUUCACCCCUAAUCACCCUCUGCGUGACGCCGACUGAAUAGAAGCUUCACGGAAAAAUCAGUGGUGCACAAUGGGCGAGCCCCUCUAUUUUCUCAGAACACGCAGUCUGUUCUCAUCAUGUUGGCACUCUCGUUCCUCGCCGACCAACCAAUCAACACCUUUUACCCUGGUGACAUUACAUGCACGACCCUGCUGGCGUUUCGACAUGCAAAAAAGACUGGAAAAGCCUGGAGAGGUGCAUGAGAUUGUUUUUUCAAUUUAUGACUUCCCUAAAGUGCAUAGUGCUGCCAUGUUUGGCCAAGAUGAUUGUCGCAGUAUUCUAUACAUGAUGCAUGUGUUCAUUUUAAUGUGUUGAAAAUGUCAGGGUGGUUUAGGGGCCCUUUAAGACAGAAAACAGAAAGCUUGGCUCAUAAGAAGGCUGUGCCACCAGCUGGGACCUUCUGGCAGGAUCAAAUUAGUAAGUUCUUGAACAAGGGAAGACUGCUUAUAACUGAAUCAGCUUCAGCUUCAUUUGUGAAUAUUAAAAUUUUUUUAAAGUGCUGUUGGUCAAGACUGUGACUACUUAGAAUAGUGGGACACUUAUGUUCUUGCUAAUGCAGUAUCGAAAAUCAAAUUAGUAUGAGUCAGCUGUAUCCUGUUACCCCUUUACACAUGAAAGGACUCUAAUUAAAGUGAAGCAUGCAGAGAAAAGCUGCCAGGAAAGGCCCGUUUAUGAUGUCAUUGGCUCUUCUUCCUCUGUCACAUGACGGUUCUCAAAUAUUCUGAGUCAUUUGAGCAAGCAGAAUUCAUGAGGCAGUAUGUGUUAAUAGGUGUGUUUAGUUACCUUUGCACUCAUGACCAUUACAGAUGUAAUUUUGAAAACUCAUGCAGAUCCAACGCACAUGUUGUGACCUAUGUGAAACGAAGCUUGAGUAGAGCGAUUAGUUAAACGCUUUACAGCUAGAUGCAUACUAUUUGGUGAUGACAGGUGUAUGCACAGAAAAGUAUGACACGUGUCAAGCAACAUUUAGGGAUUCUGUACCUCUAGUGUUACCAUGGGACAUACCCAUUCUGGAGGAUUGGUCAAGAAUGGACACACCCCCAGUGGCACAUACCAAAUGGCUAAAUCAAAGAAAGUAAAGUAAAGAAUUCUUGAAAUAUAAUUAAUCAUUCUAUUAACAAAUUGGUGUGCUUAAGAGAUAUCUGAAGCAACAUUAUAUGUACUUGUUUUAUGUAGGAAUUGUACAUAGUCAGACAUGCCCAUUCUGGAAGAUUCGCCAGGAACAUAGUGGCACAUACUGAGUGGUUAAAUCAAAGAAAAUAAAUCAAUGAAUCUGUUGAAUAUAAUUCACCAUUCCAUUAACACAUCAGUGUGCUUUAGAGAUGCCUGUGAGUUGACAUUAUAUGUUCACGUUUUAUAUAGGAAGUUAAUUUGUUAUGAGAAGAGAGCUUUCGAAAUAAAAAAAAUUCGAAAAAAAAAAAAGAGCUGGACAUAUUGGGUCAGCAUAAAAGGUUUAUAUGAGCCACUAUAUAUGGGUACCUUGAUAUAGCCUUUGUAAAUAUCCACAUAUAUAUUCCACAAAUACAUUCGGAAAGGCAGUAGCCACGGUACGAAAAGUCUUGGAGGGUUCACAAAGAAAGCUUUGCUUUAAUAUGUGUAAAAGUACCAAAGUGCUUAUACUGAGAUAGGCUUCCUUAUUGUCUAGAAAACCUAACACAUGCGAAGGGACAUUUCACUUUCUGUAGAGUGUGAGAACCCAGCAUUCUUUGUCUUUGCCAUUUGAAAUAGGAAGUGCAUUUGUGGUUGCAAUGGCCUCUGCAGGGGGGCGCAGAAAUGAUUAAGUAAUUGUUUGUAUUGAUAUGUAAUUGAAGUGGAAUUUCUGAAAACACUCCUGAAAAAUGAAAAAAUUCAUGAAAAAGGUGACAGAUGGUAAUAAAAUGUUUGCCUGCAUG